Messenger RNA from Symbiodinium sp. CCMP2592, 3183 nucleotides. Lineage: Eukaryota; Dinophyceae; Suessiales; Symbiodiniaceae. The record is from the annotation of a GenBank genome assembly.
AUGACGCGCAGCUUUCAAGACUACCAGAAGGAGAAGCAGGAAAGGGAGUGGAAGGAGAAGGUGCAAUCCCGCAAGGAGGCCAUGAACAAUGCACAGCGCGUGUCACGCGCCACCGAAUUCAAAACGAUUGGUAAUGACAAGUUCAAGUCUGGUAAUUUGCUGGAGGCCAGGGACUACUACCGAGAAGCCGUCAUUUAUGUCGAGGAUCUUGUGGAUGCUCGCCGCAAGGAAAAAGUGGAGCUGCUAAUGCCGCUAUAUGCCAAUCUGGCGCAGGUGUAUCUUCGUGUUGAGGAGCACUCCGCAGCGGAGGACGUGUGCAACAAAGCCCUCACACUUGCAGAAGUGCCCCGCAACAAUGUCUCGUCGUCUCUCCGGGCGAAAGCACACUUCCGCCGCGCCGUUGCGCGGCGCGUCCUCGGAAAAGCCGAGGAAGCCCGCGACGAUCUGCAAACGGUCCUGAAGAUGCAGCCGGAUCACGCCGAGGUUCAAAAAGAGCUGGCGGCUGUCCGCGCUAUCCUCUCCGACAGAGCCAAGCAGGCCAAAGAAGCCUGGGGCGGCUUUUUGCAGAGACCUGCUGCUGACAAAGAAGCCCGCGAGGAGCGAGACCGAAAGGCACAGGAAAAGCGGCAAAAGGCCGCGGAGCGCCGGCAGGAGCGAUUGAGAAAGGCGGAGGAACGGCAACAGAUGCAGGUCAGGGUCUUGGACGAUGAGAAGAGUGCUCGGGCCCACCUGAAUCCGCACAUGAAGCACUUGGCCGAGUUUAUCAGCAGGAUGACGGCUAUCCGUCCGGAGAUUCAAAGGUCGACCCGGGCUGCCUCCGUGCUGUGGGGCCUGGGACACAUCCUGCGCGACGGCGGAACCAGUGGGAAGAGCUUCUAUCACCUCAGCCGAGUGGCCGAGGCGCUGGAUGAGUUCUGGUCCCAUUCGUGGCAGGAGCACGCCUGGCGAAAGAUCGCUGCACUUGUAGUUCUGAAGAACGGUCCAGCGGCAGCUGUGCUAGGGACGCUGGCCGCCCUUAUUGCAGCGGCUCUGAAAAGCGCCGGCUUCCUUCCUGGUUAUGUCAAGCCGUCGAUUGACCACGUGGGGCAUCAUCACUACUAUGAGUUCUCCCUUUGGGCUCUUGGUGCGGGAGUGCUCGGAGCCUGCCUCACCUUGGUGUUUUGGCGAUCCCAGUCCUCGGUAUUCCUGGACAAAGUUUGCAUCAAUCAAGAGGAUGAUCAGUUGAAGGCCGAAGGCAUCCUGAGCAUCGGCGGCUUUCUGCGAAGCUCGAAGAGCCUGUUGGUCCUGUGGGAUCCGACUUAUGUGCAGCGACUUUGGUGUGUCUUCGAGUAUGCAGCCUUCGUGAAGAGCCACGAGGAUCAGAAGAAGAUGCUCUUGAAGAUCAGGCCGACGUUUCUUGGCCCCUGCACACUGGCAAUCGCUUUUGGCAGCAUGGUGGUGAUGAUUACGGAGCUGGUGAUACACACCUUCUUCGACCAUCAUGGGCUGUUGGCUUUCGCUGGUGUUGGAGUGGUGGGCUUUUUCUUCGGCACCGCAGCCUUCCAGAAUUAUUACGACAGCGUGCGCCAGCUUCAAGUCGUGCUUGCGAACUUCAAGCUCGAUGAAACCAAGUGCACGUGCUGCGAAAUGGGCCACGACGAGGAGGAGGAGCCUCAAUGUGACCGGCAGGUGGUCAUGGAAUGUGUUCAUCGCUGGUUUGGGUCCGUGGAGAGUUUUGAGAAGGUUGUGUGCACAACCGUGUCCGCUGGGUUGACGAGCCAGCUCGGCCAGUAUUCCUUCCCGUACCGCUGGCUGCUGGGUGCGACAACACCCAUUCUCUGGGCGCAGUUGGACAUGGUCGCAGCGAGGUUCAAAGGUGGAGACAAUCACGGCGGCGUGGUUGCCUUCAUACUUGCUUUGGCAAUGUGGCUCGUUGCCUUCCCUACGGUUUUUGUGUGCUGGGUGUGCCUGGCAUCAAUGCUGCGCAGGACGAGGUAUCGCGUUUUGGACUUCCUCCUAACACUAUCGGCGACAAUCAUCACUGUUGGUCUUGCCGCAGGCAUGCACUUCUACCAGUUGCUGUGUAAUCACCUGUUUCACGACGAUCAUCUUUCCGGCGUCCUCCUUUUCUUCGGGACGUUUCUCGCUGCAGCACUUGAUGCCUUCGAGAAGCUCUCGAAAGGGAAAAUGCUCUACGAGGCCCGGGAGAGAGAGAUGGAGCCCGUGCGCAAGAAGGAGCUGGAGAAGACGCAGACCUUGGAACUGGAGCAGAAGCUGUUGAAUAUAAUUGACGAGUGCAAAGGCAAGCCAAAGACGGAGAAGCUUGAGGACUUCAUGAAGCAGAGGGAGGCCCGAGCGUGGGACCAGAGUGCUGAGCUGGAUCAGAAGAAGAAGGUCCUUGAGAAGGUGAAGAAAGAAGAGCAGUGGUCACAGGACGAUGCCUGGAGGGAUCAGCGACUGGAACACCGGAAGCAGAUCCAGGCACGAGGGCAGGUGCAGACACCGCAAAUGUGGGAGGCAAAGCAGGUGGACCGCUGGUGCCAACAGCGUUUGCGGGAUUUGCUGGUGCCGCUGACGGUUCAGGCCGAGUCGCCUCUCCCCUCCGAGCUGUCGGCCGUGCUGGAGGACACGAAGGGCCUCGGCCAGCAUAUCCACUCGGUGAAGCAAAGUCUUCGAGCGAUGUCCGCACCUGCUGCCGACGACGAGGCGCUGCUGCCAUCGCUGGUCGCUCCAGGUUUAUACCUCGGCACUGCAGAGCAUGCGCGCUGCCGUUGUGCCCUGCACGAGUACGAGCGCCCGCUGGAUCCCUCCGAGGGAUGUGCGCCGAUCAGGGCCAUCAUCAAUGUCAGCUCCACCGAGCCUAACCACUUCGCUAAUGCGAACCCAGCGAAUGCCGAGCUGGAUGACGAUGAGCGCUCUUUGUGCUUCCAGUACCACCGCUGCAUUCUCGAAGAUGGGGAGCAGGCUCUUGCGCAAGCGGCAUGCUUUGCGGAGCAGCAGUUGAGGGCAAAGCGCCCACUACUGGUGCAUGAAGGUGCUGAGCAGAGCGGGCAGGCAUCAGCUGUGAUAGCAGCUCUUCUUGUCCGACAACAGUGGACUGCGGACGAAGCAGUGAAGGCAAUCCAGAAACGGCGACCGUGCGCUUCCCCGAGCUCCGCAGUGCUUGCAUCCUUAGCCCGUUUGGAGACGGAGAAUGGGAAUUGA